UUCCGCAAUUGAGUUCUUGCUAUAAUUACCAUUACCCCUUUGAUCAACUCCUCAUAGCAUAUCUGCCAUUAGUCCAUUGAUAUCCUCUAUUCCUUGUAUCUCCUCUGUUAGUUUUAACAAAUGUCUAAGCCUUUUGAGUCUUGCCUAAUGCUUUUGAGCAAGCAGGCCAAAAAUUUUUUCCUAAAGCUCAAAGUCUUGAGAAAUGAAAUGGGAUACAAGCAAAGAGACCCCAAGGUGCUACUUGCUGGUUUAGAUUGCAGCUCCUCUUCAUUUGCUUCCAUGGAAAUUUCUAGUCAGCUGAAGCAGGUGUUCAAGCUCAUUGACACUAAUGGAGACGGGAAAAUAUCAUCACUCGAGCUCAGGGAAGUGCUAUUGUCUUUGGGGCAGAAAAGGUCGGCAGCAAAGAAGGAAGCUGAUGGAAUGGUAAGGGAAUUGGAUCGAAAUGGUGACGGAUACAUCGACUUUGAGGAAUUCAUGGAUGCUCUUGGAGUGAAUACAGUCCAGUUCAGAGACAACGAAGAUGAGUUAAUGGAUGCAUUUGCCAUAUUUGAUUCUGACAAAAAUGGAUUCAUAUCAGCUAAGGAGUUGCAGAAAAUACUGGCUGGUCUUGGCCAUGAAAAGUGUAGUCUCAAUGAAUGCUUCCUCAUGAUCAAAGGAGUUGAUAAAGAUGGAGAUGGACUCAUAAAUUUUGAAGAGUUCAAAUUCAUGAUGACAGCACACACUGGUUGAAAAUCAUAUAAAAAAUCCUGAAAUUACAGAACAAAGAUACCAAAAUUUUCAAACUGGCAAUUUAUUAACUAGAGAUUUUACCCUGAAAGAUCCAAGAAAUUAAAUGCUUCUAUGAUUAAUUAUUCAUAGUGAAUUGAGUAUGAUGUAGAAUUUUGCAAUUGGUGCCAAUCAUGAUCUUAUUGUUAUAGUAUUUGAUUUCUUUUUUUUAGUGGGGAUCAGAGUUGUACCUCUUAACUUUGUCCUGUCCACAAGUGAUGGGUGCAUGGUGACAAGAGACUUGAAUAACUUUCCAAUUGAGUCAAGGAAAGAAAGACCAGAGACAUGGGAGGUUCUAGAAAUAAAAGAC
Messenger RNA from Durio zibethinus, 1075 nucleotides. NCBI's taxonomy places the organism in Eukaryota, Viridiplantae, Streptophyta, Magnoliopsida, Malvales, Malvaceae. The record is from RefSeq and is a predicted model, not a curated record.